GUCAGUGGUGUUGGGGGUGAGGGAGGAGUGGACGGAGGCAGUCAGGAGUUGUCGCUGUGGUCCUCAGUGUGGAGACAUGUCCGUGUGUUUAAUGUGUCUUACUGGUUCUUCUUCACGGUGAGGACGCAGCGCUUCUUCCCUGAUGGCGGUCCCCGCAGCGCAGCCGCUUCCAUGAUGGUGAAGCUGAAAACUUAGCGGAGGAAACUUUGUGAACUCGGAGCUGGAGUCUUCUGUCCCUGCACUCAACACAAGACGAGACGAAGACAAACCAUGGCUGACACCACUUCAGUGUCGCUGUGGGCUUUAACUUUCAGCUUUUACUUCGGCGUGUCCACUUGUCUCCUGUCCAUACCUCUGAAGAUUUACCCGGGGAGGAUCGACGUGUCCCCGGCUGUGGAUGUGUCUGCUGUCCAGCGGGUGGUGUUAGCAGCCGCUGAUGGGACCGGCCUGUCUCUGGCCUCCGAUCCCACUGGAACUGUCAACUUUCUGGACAUGGCUCACAACUUACAGGGGGACUCUGGAAGAGGUUACUACAUAGAAAUGUCCAUUGGCACCCCCGGUCAGAAGCUCAACAUCCUGGUGGAUACAGGCAGCAGCAACUUUGCCGUGGCCGCGGCUCCACACCCUUUCAUAACACACUACUUCAACACUGCACUCUCCAGUACCUACGAGUCAGUCGGUCGGAUGGUUGCUGUCAGGUACACUCAGGGCAACUGGGAAGGUGAACUGGGCAUUGACCGGGUCUCCAUCCCCAAAGGGCCAAACGGGACCAUCAUCUUUAACAUUGCCGCCAUCCUGUCAUCUGAGGGCUUCUUCCUUCCUGGGAUCAACUGGCAGGGCAUCUUGGGGCUGGCCUAUCCCAUGCUGGCACGGCCCGACUCAUCCGUGGAGCCCUUCUUCAACUCUGUGGUGCAGCAGCUGGGAAUUCCUGACAUCUUUUCCCUGCAGAUGUGCGGUGCUGGACUGUCAGCCAGCAGCACGGAGGACCUGCCGGGCGGCAGUCUUAUCAUGGGAGGGGCUGAACCAUCUCUGUACCGAGGGUCAGUGUGGUACACCCCCAUCAUAGAGGAGUGGUACUACCAAGUGGAGGUCUUGAAGCUGGAGGUUGGUGACCAGAAUCUGGACCUGGACUGCAGAGAGUAUAACAUGGAUAAAGCUAUAGUUGACAGCGGGACGACGCUGCUGCGACUUCCUGUCAACGUCUUCAAUGCUGUGGUAGAAGCCAUCAUACACAGCUCUCUGAUCCAGGAUUUUUCUUCAGGGUUCUGGGAUGGCACCAAGCUUGCAUGCUGGAUGAAGGGGGAGACUCCCUGGAGAUUCUUCCCCAAGCUGUCCAUCUAUCUGAGAGCCACAAACACCAGCCAGUCCUUCCGUAUCACCAUUCUGCCUCAGCUUUACAUCCAACCGGUCAUCGAUGUGGACGGAACACUGGACUGCUUCCGUUUCGGACUGUCCUCUUCAACUAAUGGCCUUGUGAUCGGCGCCACUGUUAUGGAAGGCUUCUUCGUGGUGUUCGACCGGGCCCAGCAGAGACUGGGCUUUGCACUCAGCAACUGUGCAGUAAACGGUGGCGUGGCCCUGUCAGAGAUCGCCGGACCCUUUUCAGCAGCCAACGUGGCGGCGGACUGCUCCAGCGGUGCACUGAAGGAGCCGCUCCUGUGGGUCAUUUCCUACGCCCUCAUGGCGGUAUGCGGUGUGGUCCUCAUCGUCCUGCUGCUGCUGCUUUUGCUUCCCUGCCGACGUAGGGACCACUUCGGGGAGAUAACGGACGAGUCGUCACUGGUCCGCCACCGCAUCAAGUGACUGAGAGGAAACGGACGGGCGAGCAGGAUGAACGGGCAGGGAGCCGGUGAGCAGAGCACGUGCACGGCGGCGGAGAAGGGGGUGAGGCUCGGCCUGCGUGGAACUGUGACGCUCGGCUCUGAACCACUGACCGACUCUGGACUGCACUCAUCAGCUUGGCCUGCAGAGGUCGACAGAGACACAUCGACUGCCUCUUAAAGGGAAAAUUCACCCUAAAAACAGUUUUUGAUGAGUUUCCUGUUCUUUCUUAUUCUCAUUUCAUUCCAUGUCAUAUACAUGAUACUGUGACAUCCAGCAUAGGAGAAGAACAGGUUAAAAGUUGAUUGUGCAGUGUAGCCACAGGACAGUUAAUCUGGUAUGAUUUGCUCUUUCACAGCUGGAAAGACUUUUGCUUUCUCCACUACACACACUGAAACUGGGGCGUGGUUCAAGAGCACUCUGCCAAAUUCAUGCUUGGCCUUAAUUGGAAGAUAAUCUGGGAGAUGUAGGAAAUCACUAACACCAACAGAAAGGUGAACAAAACUAUGAAACACUUUAUAGCCGUUUUCAGACAUGAUCUCCGGAGAAUCCCCGUACAAUUGGGUCAUGACAUUCCCUGGACUUUGCCUUUAACAGAUGAAAAACAACAACGUGUUGACAACAUGGCAGGAAUCUCUGCAGAGAUCUUGUGAGGGAAGGGGCAGCAGACUGAGGCAGGAUGUAAAGUAUUUUGUUGAGAGCAUAUCGACACUGGAGUCGACUCUAAUCACCAGAAGCUCUUGACAUCUUCAGCUUUUUCAUCCUGAGAUAUAUUUGUAUUCUUUUUGGGUUUUUUUCCAUUUUUGCAUGUUAGAAACGUCAACAUGACCAUUCGCUCUCCGUGAAUCCUGCGGAGGAUCAACUGUCAUCAAGCCAUUCAGUAUUCUCCCUAGUUUUUACUCGGGUUGGCUGGAGAAAGUCUGGAGCCUCUCACCCGGAUUUGCGUUAUCACAUACAGCCCCUGAAUGUCUGGAGAUUAUCUGGAAUUCGGCGCAAGUCUGAAAGCAGCUGAUGACAUAUAACAGCAUAAAAACAUGUAAGGACGGAGUUUCUUCCUCAGAGAUAAAGACAGGACUGUAGGUGGGCAGAACAUAAAGCACAUGAUCAACCACCACUGGUGCCUUUAAGAACAAGUGAAAUGUUACUUGUGUCAUUUCCAGGCCAAACUGUGCGUUACUCAUUUCAAAGCACAUAUGACCAACAGAUCUUUCUUUUACUUUGUUUAAAGAUCUAAUGGUAGCUCUGAUUGGUUUCUUGUACCUUCUUUUAUACUGGAGUUUAUCUGAGUCAAAGUAAAGUCUGUGUCUACUGACGUUAUGGGGAAACGCUGCUCAAUGAGUCACUGUUCAUACGAAGAAAACUACACAGGUGCCUGUUGUGCCUUAAAGUCUUAGUUUGAUGCUGAUACAGCAUCAUGAACCAUUUGAGACUCGUUCUGCUGAAUUGCACUUUGUUUUUCUUAAGUUAAACAAAAGUGUAUGAUAAAGUUAAAGAUCAGUAUUUCUGGAUCUGUUAUGCAAUUUGUUGUAUUAAUGUAAUUUUACUAAUUCUGCCGACAUACAAGUUUAUAUGUAAAUUUCUUUGAAUGUGAUUGUAUUAUUAUUAUUCAAAUAAGUAUUUUCUUUGUAGACACUAGAUGAUCGAGGAUGCAUAUUUAUACUUCACAUUUUAUACAAAUCAAACACAACAUGAGAAGCCAAAAGAUUUUUGCAACUAGAGACACAUGCACCACGUGUGAUCCUGUGGACGGCAGUAAACUGAUAUGCAAUAAAAAGUUAUUAAACAGAAUUUUAUCGUUGACACUAGAGACACUUUUGUAUGUAGAAGUCAGUGAAACAGUAUGUGAAACAUGGUGAGACCACACACUGCUGCACAAUCAAUCUGAAUCCAGUGCCUGCUCCAGUGUCGACCAAAAGUUCAAACUGCUCAAAUUGAAGGUACACUUGAAUCUUUGAAUGUUGAAUUAUUUAUGUUUUUUGUUUCCGUGCCAAAAUUGUUCUCGUGCUGUAAAUAAUAAUUAAAGAAAACCUGACCAAAUCAAAACAUUUCUGUCUCGUUAAAUGUUUCUCAGGAUCAAACCAUCUUACGAGAUCAUCAGUUGGCAGGAGCUCGAUGUGGGUUUGUGUUGGGGUACAGUUUCUCCAUUUACUGGCUCAAACAGCAACAUUAAAAACAAUCAUAUAUAU
Messenger RNA from Paralichthys olivaceus (Japanese flounder), 4007 nucleotides. RefSeq names its product beta-secretase 2 (gene bace2). NCBI's taxonomy places the organism in Eukaryota, Metazoa, Chordata, Actinopteri, Pleuronectiformes, Paralichthyidae. Gene Ontology annotation, cellular component: plasma membrane; endosome; trans-Golgi network. Gene Ontology annotation, biological process: amyloid-beta metabolic process; membrane protein ectodomain proteolysis. The record is from RefSeq and is a predicted model, not a curated record. Gene Ontology annotation, molecular function: aspartic-type endopeptidase activity.